AUGAAAAACCACUUUGAAAGCAUCGACCAGGUCAACAACCUGCGCGAGAUCCAGGCCCUGCGGCGGCUGUCGCUGCAACCGCACGUCAUCAAACUCGAAGAGGUCUUGCACGACCAGCAGUCGGAUCGCCUUACGCUCGUGUUUGUCUGUCACUUGCCCGAACUUGACAACGGAUCCUAG
Messenger RNA from Aphanomyces astaci, 180 nucleotides. RefSeq lists its product as hypothetical. Bases 1 to 180 code for a protein of 59 amino acids. The record is from RefSeq and is a predicted model, not a curated record. The transcript is spliced from 2 exons. Lineage: Eukaryota; Oomycota; Saprolegniomycetes; Saprolegniales; Verrucalvaceae.